AUGCGGCUGCACCUGCUACUCUGCGCGCUGCUGGCGCCCGCGCCCCUCGCCCCCGCGGCCUCUGCCCUGCGGAACCCGGGCCUGUGGCCCCUGCCCCUGUCGGUGCAUCUGUCGCCUCACCUGCUGCACCUGUCGCCGGAAACCUUCCGCAUCAGCCACCAUCCCGCCUCCACCUUGGGUCCCUUCUGCACGCUCCUGCAGAAGGCGUUUCUGCGGUACCACGGCUAUAUUUUCGGUGCCCACAAGACGCGUCAUCGGUCUCCCAGACUCAACAAACAUGGGCAGCUGCAGCAGCUCACGGCCUUGGUUGUCCAAGACUCAGAGUGUGAUGCUUUCCCCAGCAUCUCUUCAGAUGAGUCCUAUGCUUUAAAUGUGUCAGGAUCAGUGGCUGUCCUUAAGGCCAACGAAGUCUGGGGAGUGCUGAGAGGUUUAGAGACCUUUAGCCAAUUGAUUUAUGAAGACUCUGAUCGAAAAUUCACCAUUAAUGAAGCCUGCAUUACUGAUUCUCCGAGGUUUCCUCACCGAGGAAUUUUAAUUGACACAGCCAGACAUUACCUGCCAGUUAAGACUAUUUUAAAAACGCUGGACGCCAUGGCCAUGAACAAGUUCAACGUGCUACACUGGCACAUAGUGGAUGACCAGGCGUUCCCAUACCAGAGUGCCACGUUUCCGCAGUUAAGCAAAAAGGGAAGCUAUACUCUGACUCAUGUGUAUAGACCAAAGGAUGUCCGUGAGGUGAUUGAAUUUGCCCGGCGCCGAGGGAUCCGAGUCCUGCCAGAGUUUGAUACCCCUGGACACACACAGUCUUGGGGUAAAGGUCAGAAGAACCUUUUGACUGUGUGUGACGCUAAAGAGAAGUUUUCGACAGUGUAUGGACCUAUCAACCCUGCUCUGAAUUCGACUUACACCUUCCUGUCCAGACUUUUCGCAGAAAUCAGUCGAGUGUUUCCAGAUGAGUUCAUUCACUUGGGAGGAGAUGAAGUGGACUUGCUCUGUUGGAAGUCCAAUGCAGAAAUCCAAAAGUUCAUGAAGCAGAAUAAACGUUUCAAAGAUGUUAGAGAACUAGAAUCCUUCUACAUUCAAAAGGUUUUGAAUAUUAUUUCCACUCUAAAGAAGAGGCCCAUCAUCUGGCAAGAGGCUUUUGAUGAUCAUGCGAAGCUUCAUCCUGACACAGUAGUUCAAGUAUGGAUCAAUAGGGAUUACCACUUAGAACAAGCCAGGGUCACGGCAGCCGGCUACCCUGUGCUCCUCUCCGCCCCCUGGUAUUUGGACUACAUCAACUCCGGGGAGGACUGGAGGGCGUACUAUGCCGUGGAACCUCUUAAUUUUCCUGGUUCUGAGAGGCAGAAACAACUUGUCCUCGGAGGAGAAGCUUGUCUGUGGGGAGAGUUUGUGGACGCCACCAACCUCAUGCCGAGACUGUGGCCUCGGGCGAGUGCAGUUGGGGAGAGACUCUGGAGCAACAAAGAGGUCAGCUCCACCAAGGAAGCCUACAACAGACUGACAGUUCACCGCUGCAGGAUGGUCAGGCGAGGCAUAGCUGCGCAACCUCUUUUUACUGGAUACUGUGAUCAUGAGUACAACAUAGAAAAAUGAGCCAAGACAAGAGGAAACACUGGAAAAGGAGAGGAGGGAGGAGGAGAAGGGAAAGAAGGAAGAGACGAAGG
Molecule: messenger RNA, 1667 nt
Organism: Erinaceus europaeus (western European hedgehog)
Lineage: Eukaryota; Metazoa; Chordata; Mammalia; Eulipotyphla; Erinaceidae
Gene: HEXB
Product: hexosaminidase subunit beta
Exons: 14
Coding region: 1-1596 (531 amino acids)
Biological process (GO): glycosaminoglycan metabolic process; ganglioside catabolic process; carbohydrate metabolic process
Cellular component (GO): membrane
Molecular function (GO): beta-N-acetylhexosaminidase activity
Source: RefSeq, a predicted model, not a curated record